AUGUCCCCCUCUCCUGGAAGCAGCUCUGGUGUUGCAUCGUCUUUAGACCUUGCGGCCAGGACGUUUGAUCUGCUUGGCUCGUUAGUCAAGGCGAGCGAGCCAACAAGCGUCCUCACCCACGCAGCCAAGGACUUGAUUAAAUGGCUAGCAAGGGAACGUAUUGACGAGGCGAGCUUCAAGAGAUGCGCGGAACUGGCUCGAGAAUUGGCAUACCCCAACCAACAUGGGCUGAUCAUUCGAGAGUCAAUCGAAAACGCAAACGAGCGCCUGCGUGGCCUCAAUGCACCUGUCAGCUUGGUCACUUCCGGCUCACUGGGCAGGAUGAUGGUUCAAGACCAGGACUACUGCUAUCUUGUAUCCACUGUUGCGUCACUUGCCUCGUACUAUGGAAAUCAGCACAUCACUGAAAUCAUUUGCUCGCUGAUCAUUGACCGCACUGACGCACCGCCCGGCAUCCGUCAGUAUAAGCAUUAUCAGAUCUGGCGUGCGCCAAUUACAGCAGUUAUGGCAAAGAUCGUGGACAGCAUCUUUCUCAAUGUCAUCAAUGCUGGCCAUCAGCCACCUCACAUUCCACCUCAGCUUUCACAUUUGCACACUCACGCUCUGGGUCACUGGGAGCUUCCAUCCUUGAUUCGGGGUGUUCAGAAAGCUGAUGGCGACGUCCUCAUCAUUUGCGGUGUCUUCUUUGCCGACGUUUUUGCCUGGCUUUACUCUCACUUUCAUGGGCAUUUGGCAGUGUCUAUCCACGGCACUGUUUCCUUUACAGAGGAGCUUGGUCCAGAUCAGAUGAGUGUACAUCUGAUGAUACAAGAGGUCUGCAACGACACAAACGAGUGCUUGCAAAAGAAACAUGUAUUCGAGGCAUCUGUGGCAGCCGGGGAUGGCACCUAUCGCCUUUUUGUGGGAAGAAGUUCGACCGAAGGCCCGUUCUCUGAGAGUGCUCGGCCACAGCCUCACGUGAGACAGCCGCUGUACCACGAGUCGGCUACGGAUACGGGUAGACGAUACACUCAACGAGCAGGAAAGCUAAACCGUUCUGAAACAAAUCACGUCAGCGCAGUUGCCAAGUGCAUACUGAAAUGGCUUCUCGCUCUUCGGCUCAAGCCACGAGAAAUCGGACUCAUGUUUGCACCAAAAUGGGACGGAAAAGGCGGUGUUACUUGCUUGUCAGAAAUGCUUUCGACCCAUCCCAGUAUUCUACACAAGGACACGGGUCACCUCGAGUCCGCUGCUCCUGUCUUUAAUCGCAUACAGAAGCAGCCCAACGAUGGCUCAGACGGCGGCUCAAGCUCAGAUAUGGGGACAGGGGAAGCUGAACUAUAUGGACUCUCUGCGGUUAUUUCCUGCUUCCCUAUUGCCUUGGAUAUGCUAGAAAGUAUAUCCAAGAGGUGCUCUUGUUCUGCUUGUGAGCGGCACCUCUCUUUGGAAGAAUGCAAGAGUGGAUGCUUACGGGAUCUGGCUGUCACGGAACUCUUCAUCCUCCUAGCCCACGCUAUCUCAGAGGGAUUCGGAGCGGUAGACGUCUCUGGGCUCACAAAACCCGAUGACGUUGUCGGAUCUAUGUUCGAAUUAUUUUACCAGCUAAUCUUCAAAGAGCUUCUGCAGUGGAGCGACUGGUUCUCCGUUGUCACAAUCGUCACUGCUGGCAUGCCUUAUCGGAUAUUUACUGAGAGCGGCCCAUCCUUUGGUGGAACCCAGCCCGUUGCUAUGCAGAAUGGUGCCUAUGUGGCUAUAGCACUAUUGUGUUGA
Messenger RNA from Fusarium poae, 1749 nucleotides. RefSeq lists its product as uncharacterized. Lineage: Eukaryota; Fungi; Ascomycota; Sordariomycetes; Hypocreales; Nectriaceae. The record is from RefSeq and is a predicted model, not a curated record. Bases 1 to 1749 code for a protein of 582 amino acids. The transcript has a single exon.